This is a messenger RNA of Thamnophis sirtalis, 3130 nucleotides long. RefSeq lists its product as uncharacterized. The record is from RefSeq and is a predicted model, not a curated record. Gene Ontology annotation, cellular component: nucleus. Gene Ontology annotation, biological process: embryo development; regulation of transcription by RNA polymerase II. Gene Ontology annotation, molecular function: DNA-binding transcription factor activity, RNA polymerase II-specific; RNA polymerase II transcription regulatory region sequence-specific DNA binding. Lineage: Eukaryota; Metazoa; Chordata; Lepidosauria; Squamata; Natricidae.
GCCGACUCCAUGACUUUAGUAGACGAUGGCUGAGACCAGAAAAGCACACCAAAGCCCAGAUGCUGGACCUGGUGGUUCUGGAGCAGUUCCUGGCUCUUCUGCCCCCAGAGAUGGAGAGCUGGGUACGGGAGUGUGGAGCAGAGACCAGCUCCCAAGCAGUGGCCCUGGUGGAAGGCUUCCUCCUCAGCCAGCCGGAGGAGCAGGUCGAGUUAAAGGGCUGCACUGUGGGGAUCAGAGAUCCUGAGGGAAAGAAGAAUCCAUCAAAUCCCCCUCAGGAGCUAUUUUUCAGGAGGAUUCCUUGGGAAGAUCAAAGUCAAGACGCCUCAGGAGAGAAACAAAGAAUGAAAUUUUCUGGUUUUUAUGACGGCGAUCAAGCAGCGGUUGAACCUCCAAAUCAAGAGAGUCUUGUGUCGUUCGAGGAGGUGGCUGUGUAUUUCUCUGAGGAGGAAUGGUCUCAGCUGGAUCCUGACCAGAAAGCGCUGCAUUCGGAAGUCAUGCUUGAAAACCAUAGGAACGUGGUCUCUCUGGGUAAUAAUGGGCAGGAGGAUCAAGAUUCCUGUGAACUGUUCCAAGUGAUCAAUGGUAAAGAUGGAAUGGAGACGUUUGGAAUUCGAAUGGAAUUAAAAACCCAUGACAGAAACCAGUCAAAUGAUUGGAAUCAGGAAAGCUCAUCUUCCACCAAUGCUCCAAUGCAAGACUUUCUUGCUGAACAGGAGAAAAUAAGGAAAAAAAUUAUUGGGAAAAGUGUGAAGCGAAUCAAAGCUAAAUUACAAGUAAAAGAACACUCUUUAAGCCAAAACAAAGGAGAAGAUGCCAUAGGAAGACAUAACGGACAAAAUUGCAAUGGGACACUCAUUCCCUCUCUUGGAAAUAAGUCCCUCACAUCUCAAAAAGUAAUUGACAGAAAAAAGAAACCUUACAAAUGUUUGGAAUGUGGAACAUUUUAUAGAACAAGCAGGCAACUUACUUCCCACGAAAGAUUUCACACUGGGGAGAAGGUAUACAAAUGCAGAGAGUCUGGUAAUGGGUUCAGCAGAGUUAGUAAUCUUAUUUCCCAUAAAGGGAUCCAGUCAGGAGAGAAACCGUAUAAAUGCAUGGAGUGUGGAAAGACCUUUGCUCAAAGAGGUAAUCUUAUUCGCCAUAAGAUGAUCCACACAGGGGAGAAGCCAUUCAAAUGCAUGGAGUGUGAAAAGACCUUUGCUCUAAAAGGUAAUCUUAUUCGCCAUAAGACGAUCCACACAGGGGAGAAUCCAUAUAAAUGCAUGGAGUGUGGAAAGACCUUUGCUCAAAGAGGGAAUCUUAUUCACCAUAGGACAAUCCACAAAAGGAAUAUACUGUAUAAAUGCAUGGAAUGUGGAAAGACCUUUGCUUGCAGCAGUAAAUUUACUAUCCACAAUAGAGUCCACACAGGGGAAAAGCCAUUUAAAUGCACAGAGUGUGGAAAGAGCUUUGCUCAAAAAAUUCAACUUAUUUUACAUAAGUUCAUCCACACAGAGAAAAAGCCAUAUAAAUGCAUGGAGUGCGGAAAGACAUUUGCUCGAGGAUAUCAUCUUAAUUGCCAUAAGAGGAUCCACACUGGGGAGAAACCAUAUAAAUGCAUGGAAUGUGGAAAGUCCUUUGCUGACAAGAAAAACCUAAGAAGACACAAAAGGCUCCACACAGGGGAGAAGCCUUAUGAAUGCAUGGAGUGUGGAAAGACCUUUGCUGAAAAAAGUCAUCUUAAUUCCCAUAAGAUAAGCCACACAGGGGAGAAACCAUAUAAAUGCAUGAAUUGUGGAAAGACAUUUUCUCGUAAAUAUGGUCUUACCUGCCAUAACACAAUCCACACAGGAGAGAAGCAAUAUAAAUGCAUGGAAUGUGGAAAGACCUUUUCUCGAAGAGGUAAUCUUAUUCGCCAUAAGAGGAUCCACACAGUGGAGAAGCUGUAUAAAUGCAGGCAAUGUGGAAAAACCUUUGCUUAUAGCAAUGACCUAAGAAUACACAAAGAGAUCCAUACAGGAAAGAAGCAAUUUAAAUGCAUGGAGUGUGGAAAGACCUUUGCUCGAAGAGAUCAUCUUAUUUCCCAUAAUAUGUCCCACACAGGUGAGAAGCCAUAUAAAUGCCAGGAGUGUGGAAAGACUUUUGCGCACAAAAGCACAUUUGCUAUUCACAAAAGGCUCCACACAGGGGAGAAACCUUAUACAUGCAUGGAGUGUGGAAAGACCUUUGCUCUAAGAGGUUAUCUUAUUCGCCAUAAGAUGAUCCACACAGAGGAGAAGCCGUAUGAAUGCAUGGAGUGUGGAAAGACCUUUGCUGUAAGUUGUUACCUUAUUCGCCAUAAGACGAUCCACACAGGGGAGAAGCCGUAUCAAUGCAUGGAGUGUGGAAAGACAUUUGCUCAGAAAGGUAAUCUAUCUUCUCAUAAAAGGAUCCACGCUCUGGCUUAACUAUAUAGCAAUAGCAAUUCCACUUAGACUUCUAUACCAUUCCACAAUGCUUUAAAGCACUUUGCACAGUUUACAAAAUCAGCAUAUGCUCUCCAGCAGUCUGGAUCCUCAUUUUACCCACCACAGAAAGACGAAAGCUGAAUCAACCAUGACCCUGUCAGAAUCAAACUCCUGGCUAUGGACAAUUAGCCUGUAGUACUGCAUUCUAACUACUGACCCACCAUGUCUCUAAAGAUUUUUAUCUGUAUGCAUAUUGUGCCUUUCGGAUCCCAAUGAGACAAGGUUGAAUUCAACAAAAUGAAAUUUAAUGUGGAGAAAAGUAACAUUUUACACAUAGGCAGGAAAAUAUAUAUUACCUGAAACCUGGCUCAAAAAUAGUAACUGUGAAAGUGUCCUUGGAGUCUGAAUGGAUGAUCACUUAAGCAUGAAUCACCUGUGUACAGCAGCAGGCAAAAAAGUGAAUGCAAUCCUUGGUUGUGCAAACAGAGGAAUAGAAUCAAAAUCACAUGAAGUAUUAGUAUCACUUCAUAAAACCUUAGUAGGACAACACUUGGAAUACUGCAUCCAGUUUGGAUUAUCACAUUAACAAAAAAGAUGUUGAAACUUUGGAAAAAGUGCAAUGAAGAGCAUCUAAGCUGAUUAAAGGCCUGAAGACUAAAACAAGAACGGUUACAGGAACUGGGCAUGGCUAGUCUAGUGAAGAG